AUGGGCUUAAACUUCCUAAAACACGAGGCGGCCUUGAAAGCGGCUGUCAAGGAAGUGGUUGAAGCCUCAGAGCCCAAUGAUAAGUGGGUGAUUCUCGAAUAUGAGGGGCCUACAAAUGUGAUUCGCGUUGGAGAGGAGGGAGAUGGGGGUCUAGACGAAUUCGGAUCGAGUUUUAAUGCUGGCAGGAUUCAGUAUGGAGCCAUAAAAGUGCAAUUCAGCGAUGCCGCAAUGCCAAAGAUGGUGCUGAUUCAUUGGCAGGGCGAGGGGGUCCCAUCAGGUCGCCUAGCAACUACCGUCAGCCAUGUGAGGGAUGUUGAGCGGUUUUUUAAGACGGUCCAUUGUGUUCUACAUGCCCGCAGUGAAAUUGAUGUGGAAGAGGCAGCCAUUCGGGCUGCACUUUCAAAGUUGCCAAGUUUUGGCGGUAAUAAGGUCGAAUCCCAGUAUUCUGUGCCCGAACCUGUCGGCUCACUCUACAAGCCAAUCAAGCCGCAUAAGGACAUCAACCUGCAAGAACGAGAACAAUUCUGGAAGAAGGUCGAAGCAGAAGAAUCUCAGCGCAAAAAGGAUGACAUUGAAAAAGGGCGACAAGAUGCUGCCAAUCUGAAGGUGCAACGCGAACGUGAAGCCAAGGAAAGCGAGCAGAGGCGUGAAGAAAUGGCGAAGAACAAACCGAAAGCGCCGGUGGCUACCAAUAACGUUCAACAUUCCGUGCAACAAACACCGAAGCCGAGCAAUGCUAGCCCUGCGGGUCACCCUCAAAGCAAUCUUUGUGCAGAUCGCAAAAAAAUGUUUGAAGGCAACAAAGAUCAGAAUGUGCCAUUGCCGAAGUCUCCAAUAAAGACGACGUCGACCACCAACCAUAAGGCUUAUCAGCCUCCCGCUCCGGCUCCUGCUGCUGACUUCUCACAUUCAAACUCGAAUUCUUACAAUUUGCCGCAAGCCCCGGUUUAUGAAGAAAUUCCCGAGCUUAACCGAGCCCCAAAAGCUAUUGUGCCAUCCACCCCAAUUCCGGAGCCGAUUCCGCUGCCGAAAAUCCAACGUGAACCAUCACCAGAACCUGAGCCGGUGGAACUAUCGAAUUAUUACGACACUGUCCCAGUGAUUUCCACAACAUCUGGUACUCAAGCUCGUGCAUUGUGGGAUUAUCAAGCUGAAGAUGAGACGGAGAUCAGCUUCGACCCAGACGACCUAAUUAGUGAGAUCGAAAUGGUCGAUGAUGGCUGGUGGCGUGGAAAGAACAAACACGGCCAAGUCGGACUAUUCCCUGGAAAUUAUGUCCAACUUAUU
Molecule: messenger RNA, 1287 nt
Organism: Mesorhabditis spiculigera
Lineage: Eukaryota; Metazoa; Nematoda; Chromadorea; Rhabditida; Rhabditidae
Source: the annotation of a GenBank genome assembly